ACCGCCUGCUUGCCCACUCUGUCAAGUCGUCAACGAGCAAGCUAACGGCUAGCUUAUCCUUACCUGGCCUUAGCCGCUUGCUAAGCUGGCUAGUUUUUGCAUAUAUUGACGAGUGUCCACUCUGUAUUCUAGUUUGACGAUAAGACAAUGGAAGAGAAAGAGCUGAGUGAUCCCCUAAACAACAUAUCACUGAUUAAAGAUGAUCUCACUAGGUCAAAUAUGGGGUCCUCAAGUGACUACGAAAAAACAAUCCAGCGCUUGAAUGAUGAGCUUGGAAAGGCCCAGGAUCAGGCCAACGCAGAGAGGCACAAAUGCAUGGAGCUAGAAGGUAUCCUCGAUAAAGAGAGAAAAGACAAGAAACAACAAGCUGAUGAAUCUGCAAAACAGAUCAAAUUUCUUCAAGGCCAGCUGCGGCAGCUCCAAGAUGAAAUGGAUGUCCUCCGAGAGCAGACAGACGUCUCUCCUAGUUUACAUGACGAGCUACAAAGUUCACGUGAUGAGUUGAAGUCACUGAAACGCGCACUGGAGGCAGCUUCCGCUGAGCGGGACCGUGACAUCAGCGCAAUUGAGUUUAACCUGGCAACCGUCUCCAAGGAUUUGGACAAAUGGCGUCAGACUGCCAGCGAAUACGAGCGUGAGCUCAAUGACCUACAGCAGCAGGGCAAGCAAUGGCAGAAAACUGCAGAAAUACAAGCCAAUGAGCUGCAGUCCCUGCAGGUGGAGUGUAAUGGCCUUCAGAAGGAGUGUUCUAGUCUGAGAGCUGAGAAACAGGAAUUAGAGAGUAAGCAUCAGAAAGAAAAGGCCAUUCUGCAAAGUGAGUGCACUUCCCUCAGGGCAGAGAAAGACGAACUCCAUAAGGUCCACCAGAAAGAGAAGGGAAACUUGCAGCAAGAAAAUGUCGCACUGUGUGCUAAAAAUGAGGCAAUGCAGCAGAAACAGCAGCAGAUGGAGAAAGACCUUGUCAGUGCGCGUGCCCAGAAUGCAGAGCUGAGCAACAGUCUAAAAGACCUUGAGAGAACUCAGCAGGAGUUGGAAAAGAAGCUGGUGGCUUUGGAGCUCAAGCACCAACAGGAUAGCAGCAAGCUACGGAGCCAACUGGAUGAGGCAGAUAGCUGCAGGGAGACACUGCAGGGAGAGUAUGAGGAGACCAAGACGGAGCUGACUGAUCUAAAGGGAGAAUAUGAGAAGGCUGAGCAGGAGAAGCAGUCACUUGUCAAUGAACUGCAGGACUGCAAAGCCAACAUGAAGGAAUUAGAGGAGAAAGGAACAAAGACAUCUCUAAUGCUGCCUGUUCAAGCCAUAGUCAUCGGCCUUGUCCUGGCUUUGCUGUUAUGGUGCUUCGGCGCAUUGUGGUAGUAAGAAGCCAUGGAUGAUCUGGGGGCCUGUGGUUGCUGUGGCUCUAACAGCAAUGACUGCUGCUGCACUCUUUAAGACCUGAGGGCCACACAUAGGUGGCUCACACACACAAACCCACUUCACAUGCACACAGAAAAUCUACAGGUAGUUGUCGUAAGAUUUCUCUAUACUGAAACUGACAAAAAUGACACACAAUAUUAUCUGCACUGUUAAUUAGGAGGAGCCAUACUUACCACUGUUUAAAUACCUUGAAAGUUUGAUUUUUGAUGAAAGCUGUGUUAAUAAAAGAGUCGUUUAAAUGUUUGUUUGCAAAUGACUAGUUGAAUAUCUUUUGGCCGAUUUGAACAAAUAUUGAGCUGUAAGAUGUCCAUUAAUGAAUGUAUAUAUUGUCUACACACUAAUUGUAAUUAUAUACAAUAAUAGUUUGGAUGGCUUAUUUGCAGCUAAAGCCUGCCAUAAUAUAAGUGUGUAGUUGUCAGCACAAUAAACAUUGUCAAAAAGUG
Phyllopteryx taeniolatus (common seadragon) is the source of this 1859-nucleotide messenger RNA. It is a transcript of the gene slmapb, whose product is annotated as sarcolemma associated protein b. Gene Ontology annotation, biological process: mRNA export from nucleus. Bases 148 to 1356 code for a protein of 402 amino acids. Gene Ontology annotation, cellular component: nuclear pore. NCBI's taxonomy places the organism in Eukaryota, Metazoa, Chordata, Actinopteri, Syngnathiformes, Syngnathidae. The record is from RefSeq and is a predicted model, not a curated record. The transcript is spliced from 10 exons. Gene Ontology annotation, molecular function: structural constituent of nuclear pore.